Molecule: messenger RNA, 318 nt
Organism: Staurois parvus
Lineage: Eukaryota; Metazoa; Chordata; Amphibia; Anura; Ranidae
Source: the annotation of a GenBank genome assembly
CGGCUGUCGAUUUCCGGCACCCGGCAAUCAUCAAAGAACCCUGACAGGGCAGAGGUCUGUAUAAUGCUGCUUUGUUUUGCUCUGCAUGGCAGAGCAAUACAAAGCAGCAUGCUUACACAGUAAAUCAAACACAGCACACAUAGUAAAACAGCACACAGUUAACCCUUUGAUUGCCCCAGAUGUUAACCCCUUCCUCCUCAGUGUCAGUACAGUGUCAGUGCUUUUUAUUAGCACUGAUCAUUGUAUAAGUGUCACUGGGGAUGUCAGUGGCAGUUAGUUAGAUCCCCCCCAGUGUCAGAAUGUCUGCCACAGUCCCGA